UUGUCUUCUGCCGCGUGUUCAUUUUUUGUUAGAACUCCAUUAGUGCUCGUUGCGUAGAAAUGGACGGAGAAAGUCAACAACUUAUUGCAGAUUGUUUUUUGAGAACUAUCGUUAAUCCUAGAGCUACCAAUGCUCCUCUUGAACCACCGCCCACUAAGCAGCCCGUCAAGGCGGAACUGCAAAUACUUCGGCUUAAGGACGAAUCGCAAAUCCUUAUUAUGGAUACGUUGCGGGCGAUCCAUGGAGAAUCGUUCCAGUUGGGGGAUAUUUCGAAGUACGAAGACAAAGGUGGUCGUAUGAAGAAAGCUUUCUGGCAAGACCGAGGAAAUUUGGUCAUACAAGGUGGAUUCGAUUACUCAAACGCUCCCCGCACCGGAAAUAGUAACGAGGAUAAGUUUCGCAUGUAUGCCGUUAUGAAACUACAAAGCUAUGGGUUCCAUCGCUCGCAUUGUGAAGAAGCGCUCGACCACCAUAACGGUGACACCGAUAGUGCCCUAGCGUUAUUGUUCUCGAAGUACUUUCCACCGCCGAAAGAACUGCAACCGCCAACAGAAGAAUAUAAUGAAGACGAGCUGAGUACCUUGCGAGCUGAUGAACGGGAGGCUCUAGAAUCGAUCUACGAUAAGCUGUUCGUGGAGAAGGAACAUAACCGAGUGUGGCAGCUCAAAUUUAAAAUAGAUCACCUUCUCCGACAUAGCCCAUCCGAAGUGAAAAAGCAAGCGGAACGCGAACGGCAACAGGCCGAAGAGGACAAGCGGCGCUUGCUUGACGAGUUGGCCAAGAAGAAAAAAGCAAAGAAGGAAAAAUGUUGGAACUUUGCGAAAGGAAAGUGCCGGUAUGGCAAUCGAUGCUUUUAUUCUCACGAAUUGGAUGAACCAGCAGAAGACGAAAAGAAGAACGUUAGAAAAGGUGACAAAACUGCCGAGGAGGAUCCUAACUGGUUCUAUUUGGAAAUACGAUUCCCGCCUGGGAACCGAUAUCCGUUUGAACGCCCUAUUUUGUUGUUGAAAACUACUUGUUCCGACAUUCCGGAACAGCUGUGCCUUCGAGUGAACCGCCGUCUGUUGCAAGAAUGCGUCGACCUGACGAAGGAUGGCAUGCCUUGCAUCUAUUCGGUUGCGGAUUUGUUGCAGAACGAUACCGAAAUUGGUCAGUUCAUCGAGCAAGAUCGAUACCAGUUUCCCGACGGUCGGAGAUCGCUGUUCUUCGAGCCGGAACAAGAUACAGCAGAAGACGCAAUGGUGGAAAGUUUGCCGACGCAUCAUCAACGAGGGGCAACCGGUAGACAGAACGGUCCCAGGAUGAACCCAGAACAGGUGAUGAAAGAAGACCGGAAUAUUGUACGAAAGUUCAUGGAUAAGCAAACGAAUGCCGCGUAUAAGGAUAUGAUCAAGAACCGACGAAAUCUGCCAGCGUGGACGAAAAUGACCGAAAUUAUCGAACUCAUGGAAUCACAUCAGAUUCUCGUCAUUAGCGGUGAGACGGGAUGUGGAAAGUCAACGCAAGUACCUCAGUUCCUGCUCGACGAUUGGCUGUUACAGUCAUCCAAGCUAGGGCCAAAGGAUACCCUUCGGCAUGUGGAGAUCAUUUGCACACAACCGAGACGGCUGUCGGCUAUAGGUGUUGCGGAACGCGUGGCCGAAGAACGUAAUGAAAAAAUAGGCAACACCGUUGGGUAUCAGAUUAGGCUGGAAAACAAAGUUUCGUCCUCCACUCGGCUAACCUUUUGCACCACGGGAAUUCUCCUUCGCCGGUUACAAUCUGAUCCAACGCUGGCAUCCGUCACGCACAUUAUCGUCGACGAGGUCCACGAACGAAGCGAAGAGUCCGAUUUUCUGCUGCUUAUACUGAAAGAGCUACUGUCGAAGCGAACUGACCUGAAAGUGAUCCUCAUGUCGGCAACGUUAAACUCAAACCUCUUCUCGAGCUACUUUGGCGACAUACCUGUGUUGGAUAUUCCGGGCCGAACGUUUCCAGUGGAGCAAUUGUUCCUGGAGGACAUCCUCGAGCGGAGUGGAUUUGUGCUGGAACCUGAUUCUCAAUUUUGUCGAAAACUGCGCAAAGGAGAGCACGAACUUUUGAUGCAAGAGCUAGAAUAUUCAGACGUGAAAGCUGCCAAUGCAGCCCCAGCCAAAACGAUCCGAGAUGAAAACUUAAAAAUGGCCGAUAUGUUUGCUCGUUAUGCAGAUUACUCGAAACAAACGUGCAAGGCGUUGUAUCUUAUGGAUCCUCUACGAAUCAAUCCCGAGUUUAUUGAACACGUGCUGACGUACAUCGUGGACGAUAACUCGCACAGCUGGCCGAAGGAGGGCUCGAUAUUAAUCUUCCUGCCUGGCCUGGCAGAAAUCCAAUCCAUACACGAAGCGCUCACCGAGAGCAAGCUUUUCGGCCCACGCGGUGAACGGUUCGUGUUGAUUCCGCUUCACUCGAUGCUGACGAACGAAGAACAAGCGAUGGUCUUCCGUAAGCCGCCCAAGGGAAAACGAAAAAUCGUGCUCAGUACAAACAUUGCCGAAACGUCCGUCACCAUCGACGACUGCGUGUUCGUGAUCGACUGUGGGCAGAUGAAGGAAAAACACUUCGAUUCCAACCGAAACAUGGAGUCGCUGGAAAUGGUGUGGGUUUCGCGGGCGAAUGCUCUACAACGGAAAGGUCGUGCCGGUCGAGUGAUGCCCGGUGUCUGCAUUCACUUGUACACUCGGCCUCGGUUUUCGCACCACAUUCUUGGCCAGCCGGUCCCGGAGAUCCACCGUAUACCGCUCGAACCGCUGUUGCUGCGUAUAAAAACGUUGCCCACUUUGCAGGAACGCGGCCUGCAGGAGGUGCUCGGUGCCAUCAUCGAGCCGCCGAGCGUGGAAAACAUUCAAGCGGCCAAAAAACGGCUCAUCAACGUGGGAGCAUUCGAUCUGGACGAGCAGCUGACCCCACUCGGUCAUCAUCUCGCUGCCCUGCCCGUAGACGUGCGGAUAGGCAAGUUGAUGCUGUUCGGAGCGAUCUUCCAGUGCCUGGACAGUGUGCUGACGAUCGCGGCAAUUCUCAGCUACAAGAGCCCGUUCGUAUCGCCGUUCAGUAAACGUGACGAGGCCGACAACCGCAAGAGGCAGUUUGCGAUAGCGAACAGCGAUCAUCUGACAAUGCUCAAUGCUUACCGCCGGUGGAUCGAGGCGGCACAGAAAAGUCGAUACGCUGGGCAAUGCUUCGCGGAGGAAAAUUAUCUCUCAGGGAAAACGCUAAGCACGAUCGGUGAAAUGAAAUAUCAGUUCCUCGAGCUGCUCGUUUCGAUCGGCUUUGUGCCGAUCGAUCUUUCAGGACGAAACCGAGCCAAGAGGCAGCAGUUGGACGAUUUGCUGAAAAUUACCGGGGCGCAAAUCAACGUCAACGGAACGAACAACCGGCUGCUGGCGGCGAUUCUAUGCGCCGCUCUCUACCCGAACGUGGUGAAGAUUCUCACCCCGGAAAAGAGUUUCGUAACGGGGGCCGUAGGGGCAGUGCCCCGUCUGCCGCAGGCUUCCGAUUUGCGCUUUAAAACGCAAGAGGACGGCUACGUCAGCCUGCAUCCGUCGUCCGUGAACGCUACCGUGGGUAACUAUGGAUCGCCUUUUCUGGUGUACCAGGAGAAGAUAAAAACAUCUCGGAUUUUCAUCCGCGAAUCGACGAUGGUGCCACUGUUACCGAUGGUGCUCUUCUCGGGAAGUGAUCUGCAGAUUGAGCUGCACGGAGGCGAUUUUGUGAUAUUGUUGGAGAGCGGUUGGCUUAUGCUGCAGGCCGCAACGCACCAAAUUGCCGAGAUGGUAAAGUUCCUUCGGCUGGAGUUGGCCAAAAUGUUGGAACUAAAAAUAAGCGAUCCACUGUUGAAUUUGAUGAACCACGAACAAGGAAAACGGGUCAUCGAUACAAUUGUGCACCUCAUUAGCAAAGAGUAGCGCUAGCAAUGUUUUAAUGUGUAACCAGUGUAU
Molecule: messenger RNA, 3956 nt
Organism: Anopheles nili
Lineage: Eukaryota; Metazoa; Arthropoda; Insecta; Diptera; Culicidae
Product: putative ATP-dependent RNA helicase DHX57
Exons: 3
Coding region: 60-3923 (1287 amino acids)
Cellular component (GO): intracellular anatomical structure
Molecular function (GO): protein binding; ATP binding; metal ion binding
Source: RefSeq, a predicted model, not a curated record